Molecule: messenger RNA, 1770 nt
Organism: Aspergillus viridinutans
Lineage: Eukaryota; Fungi; Ascomycota; Eurotiomycetes; Eurotiales; Aspergillaceae
Exons: 6
Coding region: 1-1770 (589 amino acids)
Source: RefSeq, a predicted model, not a curated record
AUGAUGAUAUUCGAGGCUCCCGCAGAACUCAUCGAUGUUGCCAUCAUCGGAGCCGGAUGGUAUGGACUCAAAGCGGCCAGGACAUAUCUCGACCUAGAGCCGAGCACUAACUUGGCUGUGUUCGACGGAGAUGACAGUGUUGGGGGUGUCUGGAGUAAGAAGCGCAUUUACCCAAACCUGGUCGCUCAGGUUGGGUUUGGUUACUUCAAUUAUCCUGGCACUCCAAUGUCACAGGACUGGCGACCAGACAAUAAUCUAGUAAGCGGUGCUAUGAUCCAACAAUACCUGGAGGAUUUUGCCAUAAACAGCGGCAUCAAGCCACAUAUUCGAUUCAAUAGCUGGGUCGAGAAAGCAGAACGUUGCCCUCGGGGAUGGAGAUUGAAAGUCAACGGUCGCUUUAUCGAAGCAAAAAAGAUGAUCAUCGCAACUGGUGUCACCUCGGUGCCGAAUGAAACCCCUUUCAAGGUUGAACAGGGGGCCAUUGUCAGCCACUCUCGAGAUAUUGCUACGAAUCUCGAUGACCUGAAGACAACUGAACACGUUGUGGUCGUUGGCGCGGCAAAGUCUGCGUAUGAUGCCGUCUAUCUUCUGUGCUCAUUGGGAAAACAAGUUACCUGGAUCAUUCGGCCUAAUGGGUCGGGCCCCAUGCCGAUCAUGCCGCAUGAGAUCGCAGGAAUCAACACAAUUACCAUGGGAUCCACCCGCCUCAUGACUUACCUCAGCCCUUCGAUGUUCAAUACCAGAACGUGGCUUGGUUCCUUCUUCCACCGCACUUUUAUGGGAAGGUGGUUGACCAGCGCGCACUGGGACUUCAUCACGUACAUGAGCGAAAAGGCUGCUGGAUUUGGAGAGGCAGGAAGCAUUGAGUCAUUGAAGCCGGACCUUGAGCAAAGUUGUUUCUGGUGCGACUCUUCCCUGGGUUUGAUCACGAUUACUGAUUUUUGGGAUACCCUUAAGAAAGGGAAUCUGAAUGUUGUUCGUGAUAAUGUUGAAGUCGCGAAAAAAGGCUCAGUCCUCCUACAGUCAGGGAAAGAGAUCAAGUGCGACUAUGUUCUCAGUGCUACAGGCUGGGGCGAUCACUUUGCCUUUCUAUCGCCGGAAUUGAAAGAAGAGCUUGGAAUCCCAGCUUAUGGCGGUAACCACGACGGAGAUGACGGUAAGAAAGGAAGCUUUUGGUAUGCGCAUGAUAAAGCUGCGGAGGAGAGCGUGGCGAAGUCCAUUCCUUUGCUACGUGGCGGCCCCAAGCAAGACAAAUGGCAUCCUGAUCGCAAGCCCACAAAGCGUCGCUGGAGGCUUUACAACCGGUGUAUUCCUCUUGACUGUGCGCGCGCUGGGGACCGGUCUCUUGCAAUUCUGGGUCAAAUCCACACUACCCAAACACCUACCAUUGCUGGGAUUCAGUCACUCUGGGCUAUUUCCUAUAUGCUAGGAGAAAUUGACCUCCCAGACGAAAAUACGAUGAUCAAAGAGGUCUCCGAGUAUCUCGCCUGGGUGCGGAUGCGAUACGGCAGUGUGGGAGAAAGAUAUCCUUAUGCUCUGUUUGACUGGAUCGGAUAUCUGGACCGACUUCUUAAGGAAAUGGGAUUGAAGUCGCGCCGCAAGAGCAACUUCAUCUCUGAAUAUCUUUCCCCAUACGGUCCGCAUACCUACGCUGACUAUCUGACUGAGUAUAUUGCCAGACGGCCAAGUAAGGGGGCAAGGCUGAACGGUCAAAUCUUCCAUGAUAAGGCCACCACAGCCAGUUCAAAUUCGUCUGACGUUACAAUUUGA